Molecule: messenger RNA, 8946 nt
Organism: Dunckerocampus dactyliophorus (ringed pipefish)
Lineage: Eukaryota; Metazoa; Chordata; Actinopteri; Syngnathiformes; Syngnathidae
Product: P2Y purinoceptor 1
Exons: 1
Coding region: 3863-4867 (334 amino acids)
Biological process (GO): G protein-coupled receptor signaling pathway
Cellular component (GO): membrane
Molecular function (GO): neuropeptide receptor activity
Source: RefSeq, a predicted model, not a curated record
UUGGCUGGCGACCAGUCCGGGGUGUACCCCGCCUGUCGCCCGAAGUCAGCUGGGAUAGGCUCCAGCAUGCCCCCGCGACACUAAUGAGGAAGAAACGGUAUAGAAAAUAGAUGGAUGGAUGGAUGGAUAAGCCUCUUGUGUUCAUUCAAUCUUUGUACAGUCAAACAUUUUAUAAUUUAUGUGAAAUUUGGUCUUGUUUUCUUUUAAAUGCAAUUUAGGUCGCCAAAAAAGUGUUGUAGGGCAGUGGUUCUCGUUGGGGGACAGAAAUAUUUUCGCACCCCCCGAUUUGAAAUGCGAUAUGUAUUUAUCUGUACUGUACAGACUGAACUCAAAACUGAAACCAGCAAAAUGCAACAAAAUGGAGAGCAUUGAAGCAUACAAGCAUAUUCAGAAUACAAAUAUUCAAAAUUACCCCAAGACCGCAGCGACGACUUGACCCCACAACUGCAUCCAAAGAACUGCAGGCCUCACUUGCCUCAAUUAAGGUCAGUGUUCAUGACUCCACCAUAAGAAAAACACUGGGCAAAAAUAGCCUGCAUGACAGAGUUUCAAGACGAACAUUAAGGCUCUUCUCAAUUUUGCCAGAAAAAAAAUCUUGAUGAUCCCCAAGACCUUUGGGAAAGUACUCGAGACAAUAGCUGAACCUUUGGGAAGGUGUGUGUCCCAUUGCAUUUGGUGUAAAAAUAAAUGCUGCAUUAAAAAACAGUAACAGUAAAAUGUGGUGUUGGUGUGGUGGUCCAGGCCUUGAGAGAAAUUGACUAGCCUAGCCUAGACUAGCCCUACAUGGCUAUAUGAUACAAAAAAACGGAACCACAAAAAUCACCUUAAUUUAGACAUAAACAUAUUCAACUUACUUUUUCAAGAGAACAUGAAACUUCCAGAGGAUUACAUGCCUUCUUUUAGGAGACUUUGAAUGGGAGAGUACAUUGGUGGAUCUUCCAGGUAUGUGGAAAAAGCACUCGGCAAACCAGAUGUCUUCCAGUUAUUUUUCAGGUUAUGAGCUUAGCUUUCUCACUGUCAUGCACAUAGGCGCGAGUGUUAGCCACGGCUACGUUAACUGCCUUUGCAUGAUGAUCACACUGUGCGCCUCGAAAACUCACCAUACUCUGUUAGUUGUUUGGUCUUUAAAUGCCUUAUUAAAGCUUUUUUAAAGGUGCUGGCCCCGCAAGAUAUUUUCCAUGGCAUGUGUUGGCAGUUAAGUUGCACAUGGCAGACAUGGUUGUUGUUUGUGGGAGGGGAAAGUGGAAGGAUGCUGCCAAAGAUGUUAGUCAGGUCAAGAUACUAGACUGCUUCGGUAUAACUAAAAAAUACUAUUUGGUAAUAGCUGAAAAGACACGUACGACCAAAUACAAAUAGACGGAGUGGACAUUGAAAGGGUGAACGAAAAUAAAUUUCUGGGGAUCAUAAUAGAUGAAAAAAUGAGCUGGAAAUAGCACAUGAAAAAUAUACAACAUGGCGAAACAUUCUUCAAUAUUGAAUAAAGCAAAAUUUGUUCUUGAUCAAAAAUCACUCCACACUCUUUACUGUUCUCUGGUUUUACCAUAUCUAACUUAUUGUGUGGAGAUAUGGGGUAAUGACUAUAAAAGCAAUCUUCACUCGCUAAAUGUACUGCAAAAAAGAUCAGUGAGGAUAAUUCAUAAUGCCACAUAGAGAAGAUAAAAAUCCCUUACUUUUAAAAUCACAAAUAGUAAUUUUUUUGCUGAUUUUAAAUUUUCAAACCGCUAAAAUAAUGCAUAAAGCUACCUAACAAUAACCUGCUACCCAAAAAUGUCAUACAAUACCUUUCUACAAGAGAGGAGAAUUAUGAUCUUCGUAAAAAAUUCAUUUGAAACACUUUUAUGCGAGAACAACGAUAAAAACCCACAGCAUUUGUACGUGGAAUUAAAUUAUGGAAGGGAUUGAGUAAGGAACUCAAACAAUGCACCAAGAUGAGCGAAUUUCAAAAACAGUACAAGCAGUUGAUGUUUGCAAAAUAGAAGGAAGAAGAUGCUUGGAUUUGUUUUGCUACACUUAUCCCUAUUUAUUAUUCCAUCCAUCCUUUUUCUGUGCUGCUUAUCCUAAUUAGGGUCGCAGAGGUAUGCUGGAGCCUAUCCCAGCUGACUUCGGGCAAGAGGCGGGGUACACCCUGGACUGGUUGUUUGUUUAUUUAUUAUUAUACUGAUUAUUAUAGACGGCCCCGCAGUGUCUGAGUGGUUAGCAUGUUGGCCACACAGUCAGGAGAUCGGCAAGAUCUGGAUUCAAAUCUCCAUUGGGCAUCUCUGUGUGGAAUUUGCAUGUUAUCCCCGUGCGUGUGUUGGUUUUCGGGUACUCCGGUUUCCUCCCACAUUCCAAAAACAUGCAUGUUAGGUUAAUUGUCGACUCUAAAUUGUCCAUAGGUAUGAAUGUGAGUGUGAAUGGUUGUUUGCCUAUUUGUGCCCUGUGAUUGGCUGGCAACUAGUCCAGGGUGUUUCAUUUCUAGAGGGCUCUAAUGUUAAAAAAAACAUAUAUAGAAGGUGGUAAACAGGUUUUCUAUGCUCUAUGAAACUAUUCCAUUUAUAAAUAAGAAAUCCUACUUCGCGGAAAUUCACUUAUCACAGUCUGAUCUGGAAUCAAUUAAGAAUAGAAUAGAACUUUAUUGUCUGUUCUAUAAAACAGAAAUUUGUCUUCCAACACGGCUUAUAAAAAUUCACUCACAAUAAAGUACAAUAUAAAGCACACAUCAAACACAUAAGUCACAAACAAAAAAAAGAAUAACAGUGCUACCGAGCGCUGUUUAAGAUAGUUACUGCAACUGGAAUAAAGGAUUUCUUGUAGGUGUUUUUGCGGGCCAGUGGGGUUCUGUAUCGGCUGCCUGACGGCAGCAGAGUGAAGGAAUGGUGCAAGGGGUGUGUGGCAUCCUCAGUGAUGAGAGUGGCUUUUCUCAGCACUGAUCGCCUAUACAAUUCACAGAGGGGAGUCUGAGGUGUUUGAGUGAUUUUACUGGCCUGGUUUAUGAUGCUUGAGAGUUUUGUUUUAUGUUUGAGUGUGAGAAAAUUGUACCAGGAAGAGAGUGAAGUGUACACAAGAGUUAAAAUGUCUUUGCUAACAUUAAAAGAUCUCGGUUUUCUCAGGAGGUGGAGGCGUUGUUGUGCCUUCUUGAAAGCUGAGUCUGCCUGGUGUCCAAAAGACAAGUUAUUGUCUAUGUCUAUCAGUCAGUCAACCUGCUCCACCUGCUGGCCAUGAAUGACGAGAGGUUGAGAGAUGCUUGCAGUGCCUUUCCCUGUGGCUCUACAGCACAACUCCUUUGUUUCAGAAAUGUUAAGUUCCAAUGAGCUCUGAGCAAAGCCACAUACCAGAGUGUGGACCUGCUCUGGUACUGUGUCAGAGCCUCUGUGUCCGUGAUGUGUGCCACUAGAGCCAUGUCGUCAGCAUACUUUAUUAACGACAGCGCAUGAGAUGUUGUUGGUGUACACUGAAAAAAGAAUAGGUAACAGCCAUAAACGAGGGGUUAUGGUGCUAACUAUGUACACAACAAAUAAUGCGUCCCAUUCCAGAAAGCAUUCUUCUGUAUAGAUGAUACAAAAUGAAGAAAUAUCAAGGGCAGCCAAGGGGAAGACAGGCUUACAGGCAUACGUCUUAGACGUGUUUCUCCACAUGGUGGCAGUGUUGACUUAUCCUUCUCCUGCACCAAAAGGGCGCGUAAAUAUGCAACAAGUGACCACACAAAGAUAGGAUAGUAUCAUUUGACACAUGUAACACCUUCCCCGUGGAGCAUGCAGAGAGGAGGAGCAUGCAGGGAGGCGUGAGGGUAUGAUGUUGCUUUAGCUUUUUGCGUAAGAGAUGCAAAGACACGUGCCUCUAUGCAAGGUGGCUGCAGACCAAUUUAAAGGAGCAAACUUUGAAGAUGUUUGGCAACAUCACUCAAGGAGACAACAAUUCACGGUGUGGAAUAAACCUACAUUUCACACAUGUGUUUCUGCCACCUGUCUAUGUCUGCGUCUUCGUGGUGGGGACACUUUUCAACAUGUGGGGCUUAAGGAGCGUGUGGUUGGCAUGGAACAAAAUAGGAAGCAUCAACAUCUUCAUGCUCAACCUGGGACUAGCGGACCUGCAGUACUUGUUCACGCUGCCUUUCCUGGUGGCGUACUACGCCAGAAACAGCCACUGGCCGUUCGGACAGCCCUUCUGCAAGGUGACCCGCUUCUGCUUCAACCUCAACCUGUACGGCAGCAUUGGUUUCCUCACAUGUAUCAGCUUCUACAGGUACCUUGGCGUGGUGCACCCCAUGAGAGUGAUGGGGAAGAUCAGCAGCCGGCACUCUCUGCUUAUUAGCGUGCUAGUUUGGCUGCUGGUCAUUGUUCAGAUCCUCCCGGACGUGUUCUUUGACAAGAACAACACAACCAACCAGAACGCCUGCUUUGACACCACCUCCAACGAGCGAAUGAGAGAAUAUCUUCCUUACAGUUUAGGAUGGACGCUGACGGGGUUUGCUGUACCGUUGCUGAUCAUCAUUUUGUGUUACGGACACGUUGUUUGGAUUCUGGCCAAAAAGUCCAAUAUCAACCCUCUGCUCAAGCAGCGCUCUUUGAAACUGGUACUGGUUCUGCUGCUGCUAUUCUCCGUCUGCUUUGUUCCCUACCACAUCUUCAGAAACCUCAACCUACAAACCAGGAUCUUGAAACAAGAUGGCAUCUGCCGCCCAGGCUUCCGCCACGUGUACAUCGCCCACCAGGUGGGCCGAUGUCUGGCGUGUAUGAACAGCGCCAUCAACCCGCUCAUCUACAUCGUAGGAAACGACAAAUUCCUCAUCACGCUCCAUCGCUUCAGGGACAGAACCAGGGAAUCUUUGACCAACAUCACACACGCCGUCUUUUACCGCAAUACUUCUCCCUCCCUGGGAAGGUUAUGAACUUUGAUCUGCAGCUUUAACACCUGAUAGACAUCAACAAGAGCACUCAUCUUUUAGCUCCUCCAGUCAUUUUCACAUACAGUACAUGCAGUAUAUUUGUACCAUUUUUGUAAUAUUUGUACACUAACCGAUUGCCUAAUUUUUCCCAGAAGAAAUCCGUACCAGAAUUCCAAAAAUGUUAACGCAGAACACAUUUUCAUAGUUUUACAUGCAGAAAACAACAAAAUGCAUAUAUGAAUAAUAAAUGAAAGGGCUCAAUGAACAUUUAAGGUUACUUUUACCUCCAUUGAAGAUGUGAUUCUUGAUGUGACUGUUCCGAAAGACACAAUGUGGCAGCGAGAUUAACACCAUCUUCCAACAUCUUCCUGUUUGGCUAGGAAUCAUUUUUUGAACUCAGUCGAGUUUCUCACCUAAGUCUAAAAUGGAGAGGCUCUCAGAGGGGUGAGAUAUCUCCUGGGAUUUACUGGUUUAGAGCAGCCAAAGGUAUACAUAGGUGUGUCCAAGUUAAAGAACAUGGCAGGUCUGUCUUCUGUUCUGUUGGUGGAUUUAUUUAUAGUGGUGGACGUGAAGUGGUGACAAGCUGUGGUAAGAUAUGGGGAACUGUGGUGUUGAUGCUCUUUUGCUGUGGUCUGCAACAGCAUGGCAUACAAAGAAUAAUCAGUAAAACAAUGCAACUAAUAUUACACAUAAACAUAAUAUGAAAACAAAGGCACAUAAAGUACAGAAAUCCAUCCAUCCAUCUUCUAGGCCGCUUAUCCUCAUUAGGGUCGCGGGGGUAUGCUGGAGCCUAUCCCAGCUGACUUUGGGCGAGAGGCGGGGUACACCCUGGACUGGUCGAUACAGAAAGUAGUACAGAAGUACAUAAAUAUUACAUAGUAAAGAAUACAUAAAUACAAUAUGAGGCUUAUUACUGAGCUAAAUGGACAUAUGAGUUCAAAUAGCGUGAGAUUAUCCCCAAAAACAAAUAAUGCUCCCUAGCACUCAGCAGCACAAAGCUAACAUUAUUGAAGCUCACCCCUGUGCAUUUACGCACAGGAUUUACGUUUGUGAACAAGAACAAAGUGAAUGGAGUGAUCGAAAAUAUACAUCUGGAUGGAUUAUGUUUCACAGGCGGCCUAGGAAGGCCUCUGUGUCUGUCUGUCUGAUGGGUGGAGUACCAAUGCAGAUUCCCAGGUCCUGGCAUCUGUCAGUGCAGUGUCAGAGAAAGUCAUACACACACUGUACAUCUCAGUUUGUCAUACAGCACACAACUAUGGUGCAUUCAAGGACCGCCGAACAAACCCUGAAAAAGAUGCAUUAUUAGUGAAGCAUAAAGAACAUAAACAUACAAAAUAGUCAGUGCAUUCAGUCAAGAAACAAAUGACAGCCUCAUACAGCUGAAAAGAGGACUAAUUAGUCACAUCACCAUGUAAGAAGACCGCCUCUCAUUUGUCACACAACAUCAAUGACAUCUUCAAGAUUAAACACUCUUAAUGCACAACAUCAUCAGCAUUGCAUUUGUUCAUAUAACGCUCACAGAGCAAUCAACAACCUCAUGCUCUGCCUCCUUGUGUGUGGCAGGUGGUGCAUUUGGUAGCUGGGCCUUCAGAGGGGCCUUAACUGGACAGAAUUUUUCUCCGCAGACACUGUGAGGGCCAGUAUUUAAAAAAAAAAAAAAAAAGUAAUAAUAUACAUUGCUGUAUGUUGCCAUUCACCCCAAGCACCGCAGUCCUUACCCACUGCACCAUCCAGCCACUUAAAAAAACAACAAACUUUAGUCUGAGACUAAACAUAACUACCAGGUCGCAACAGUACCAUUAUUAAUAAAGCAAGACAUCCACAUAAUCCUUUUUCUACGCAUACAUGACUUUCAUGCUCAUAUUAACCUUGAGCAUUAGUAACUUCCACCGGUGAUCGGGGGCGCUUGUAAAUUUGGUGCUCACCCAGUUGUAACUAGUGUAAAUGGAACCGCUCGGUGAUGAAGGGUUCAGACAACUCCAAACCACUACGCUACAUCAUCUGGGGCAGUUAGUUCAGAAUCAAUAUUUAUCUAAAAAACAUGACAAAAGUAUAAAACCUUUCAAGUGAAAUACAUCUACUCAUGAGAAAUUGUAGGUCCCGUGAGGCAAAUCUGAAAUUUGAAACAACGCCAUUACUAAUAGUGUGGAUAUGACAUGGGCCAGCACUCCUGAUUUUGAGGGCCCUGGGCAGAUUACUUUGACAUGGCAACACAUAGAAGCUGAAAUCUGAUUGGACAAAAAAGUAACAUACACGUACAAGUACUGGAAGCAGUGCAGCCAAGAGACACGCUGUGAAAUGAAGAUAAUAAACUGUUGGGAAUAAAUUGAUGCAAUUUAUGGAACAAAUACUAGAAUUUAAGUUGUAAAUGUACUGUAGCUCAUUGCUUCUGAUAGUGUUCACCCACCAGAGAAGGCUUUGCUGGCCCUGACUGCACACCACUGGUCUCCUUUCUUCUGCACUGUACUACCUGCGCUCUUCAGGGCUGUUCACAUCAGGCGUUCAGGUGCAUUACGUACCUCAAGAGUUAAGUGCUAAUGUAGUCACACUUUUUAAUUUUUAUUCAUGUACCCCCUACAGCAGGGGUACGCGUACCAAACUUUGGGUACCUCGGCAGUACAGUACAUUCCAUUUUUACAUUACAGCACAUUAAGUACAUUACAUUACAUUACAGAGCAUACUCCUUGCAUUUAGUCAAGGUGCAUGGUGUUCUGGUAUACAAUGUCUGUGUCAUCUUCUGCGUUUACUUGGGCAGUUCGCAGCUGAGUGUGAAGCUUCUGGGAUGAGACUCAGCACCUUCAAAUCUGAGUGUAUGGUUCUCAGCCAGAAAUGGCGGAUUGCAGCCUUUGGGUUGGGAGUGAGGUCUUGCCCCAGGUGGAGGAGUUCAAUUAUCUCAGGGUGUUGUUCACGAGUGAGGGAAGGCUGGAGCAUGAGAUCGAAAGGCGGAUCAGGGCAGCGUCUGCAGUAAUGCCAUCACUGUACCGGACAGUUGCAAAGAUCUCGAUUUAGCAGUUGAUCUAUGUGUCUACCCUCACCUAUGGUCAUGAGCUUUGGGUAGCAACCGAAAGAACAAGAUAGCGGAUACAAGUGGCCCGAAAUGAGUUUCCUCCAUAGGGUGACUGGACUCACUCUGAGAGAUUUGUGGAGGUCAGUCAUCCAGAAGAAGCUCAGAGUUGCUGCGAGAGGAGCCGAUUGAAGUGGCUUGCGCAUCUAGUCCACAUGUCUCCUGGAUGCCUUCCUUAGGUUGCCUGGGCAUGCCCAGCUGGGAGGAGUCCCAAGGGUAGACCUAAAACAUGCUGGAUGGAUUAUGUUUCACAGGCGGCCCGGCAAGGCCUCGGUGUCCCCCCUCCCAGGAUAAGUGGAAAAAAAUGGAUGGAUGUAGUACCAAUACAGAUUCCCAGGUCUUGGCCAUCAGUACCGACUCAGUUCGAAUGUGUAAGAUACCACCCCUAAAGUGAAUGUACAGUACUUUCCUUCUUGAUUCCAUUUGCACUACCUGUUGCAUUCUAUCACAUCAUCAAACAGUAAUAUUUACAUAAUAUUUGUUAAUAUUUGUAAAAUAUCAUCACAUGAAAUACACAUCAUAAAAUUGUACUUUUUGUUUCUUCCCGUUGUAUUUUAUACUUCGUAAACUCUCAUCUUCUACAUGAAUGUGAUGUUUCAUUUUGUGUAAUUAAUUGGAAGUAGUCAAAUGCAAUACAUGCACUGUAAGAUUCAACGAUGAAGUUACUUAGUACCGUGAAAAGACUGCGGAAAUGAUAUAAUGUCAACGUUUGUGGUUUCCUGUGCAGGUGUACUUUCUCUUCACCCACCCUGACUGUCACACCACAAAUCACUCUAAAACGUUGCUAAACAUGUUCAAUUCAAUUGUAAAGCAAAAACAUCCAAUAAUUAACAUCAAAAGAUUUUUAUGUCACCAUCACCCUAACUUACUACACCAUCCACCUUUUUUUGUGUGUGUAUUUAGAUAGACAGAUAGACAUGAGUGUGUGCGUGUGUGUGCGUAUGACAUUGAAAAUUACAUUGAAUCCAAGAUUUUGUUUUUUAAGGUUGUGGUCCUAAACUUUUGAUCAGCUGAUGAA